Aphanomyces invadans is the source of this 1637-nucleotide messenger RNA. RefSeq lists its product as hypothetical. The transcript has 9 exons. The record is from RefSeq and is a predicted model, not a curated record. Gene Ontology annotation, cellular component: histone acetyltransferase complex; nucleus. Gene Ontology annotation, biological process: chromatin organization; regulation of DNA-templated transcription. The coding region runs from base 7 to 978 and encodes 323 amino acids. NCBI's taxonomy places the organism in Eukaryota, Oomycota, Saprolegniomycetes, Saprolegniales, Verrucalvaceae.
CCGCGCAUGAAGGCAGCCAGAGCAACGAGCAAAGGAGCCACCGAUGCUGCGAUCUUUGCCGUGAACGAUACCGUUCUCGUAAAGCAUGGGAUUGAGAUAUUCGAUGCUAAGGUCCUUCGCUUGGACGAAAACAGUGAUACUCCACACUACUUUGUGCACUACAGCGGUUGGCACAAGAAAUGGGACGAAUGGGUGUCUGCAGACCGCGUCUUAGACACGAGCCCAGAGUCUCGAGAACUUCAGAAGCAGGCCAAGUUGAACGCCAAAGAACAGGUGAAACGUAAGGCCACAACUGCGACGAUCACUUCGUCUGGUGUUACCAAGAAGAAGACGAAAGUAGUAGACCCAUUUGAUGACGCAGUUGUCGUCAAGGACCAUGCGCGGGAUUUGGAAGAAGUCGUACAAGAAGUCCAAGUGUCCAUUCCCAUCCCGAUGACCCUGAAGAAGAUUCUCAUCGAGGACUGGAAGAAGAUCACCCAAGAACAGCAAUGGAUCGAUCUGCCCCGUGUUCCUAACGUUCACACGGUUAUUGCUGACUACCUUGAACACGAAUCGUCUAAAGAGCACGACCUCGAGAUUACGCGCCCGAUGUUGGAAGGGCUGGAAGCGUAUUUUGACCGCGCAUUGCCGUUGAUUCUCCUCUACAGGCAAGAACGUGAGCAGCAUGACGAAAUUGCUGCGACUUCCAAAGUGAACGACGACAGCACGGUUGCAGUGCGUGCCGCUUCAGCCCCCUCAUCGAUCUACGGCGCGGAACACCUUCUUCGUCUCUUUGUACGCUUACCGCUGCUUAUGAGUCAAAUGGGCUUGGACCUUCCCCAGUCGGACCAAACUCGCAUUCAAAGCACCAUGACAGCGCUCCUCAAGUUUUUGCAGAAGAAUCGCCAAACGUACUUUGUUCCCCACUACAUAGCAUCCACGAAGUUUACAUGGCGUCCAUUGCCGGUGUCGGCCGCAACGGACGCUCCCACCAAGUGAAAAUGAAAUGUGCCAUCAUUAUGCUUGUGGUAUAAUUUUCGACGAAUCACAUCCCUUUAUCUCAAUCCUAGCGCACGCUGAUUGGUCUAUUCCGAAAACCCCCAUACCAACAUGGACCAAUGAGCGAGAACUGUGAAAGCGCGCGAGAACAUUCAUUUUCGAAUUUCCGACGUGGAGACCACACCCUGAUCAGAAGGCGUACCCAGUGCCGAUGAGGUUGCGCACGUACAGAACUUGUCCGAUCGCGAGGGAAAGCAAUACGAUAUUGGUGAGAACGGUCCCCCACACGACUCGUGACUGCACCGUCUCCGCAGCUACAGCGCAUCCAUCAAUGUUUCACGUGGGGUAGUCGGUAACAACGUACUGUUUCGACUGUGACGUUCGUUUUGGAUGAUCGAGAUGAGCUCUCCUUUAAGGUCCCACACGGAGUAGCGAAAGUGACCAAUUUCACGCAUGACGUCCAACCCCAUGUCCUCAAACGUGAUAACAGGGUAAUGCGCCAUAAUUGAGUGCGCAUUGCCAGUGAGCCGUGCGGAACCACCUUCGUCCGCGACUUGGAUUGAAUACACAAUCGAUGGGUAAUCUUCCGCGUUCAUUGCGGCUACUCAGUUUAGUCGACGACGAUCCACGGCAAGUUGAAACAUGAGCAUGGCACAUAC